GGGAGGGCCCGUGGGGCCGGGCUGCCAGCAGAGGCCGAGGCCGAGGCAGUGGGACGGGGAUGUGGGACCCGGACGAGUUCGAACGGCAGUGGAUGAGGGAGUUCCCGGGGGGAGAGGCCCCGGUUCCCCGCCUCCAGCUGCACUCUGUGUCCGAGCUGGAGGCCGAGCUCCGGCGGAGUGAGGAGCGGCUCCGGGCCGGCCAGCAGCUCCUGGCACGGGAGAAGUUCAAAGUGAUUUACCUGCAAACAGUGCUGGAGCGGCAGAGGCCCGGGCCCCGGCCCCAGGGAGACAGUCCCCAGGGUCAGGGAGACAGAGCGCUGGGUCAGGGGGACGGGGACGGUCCCCUGGGGCAGGGGGACAGAGCGCUGGGUCAGGGGGACGGUCCCCUGGGUCAGGGGGACAGAGCGCUGGGUCAGGGGGACGGGGACGGUCCCCUGGGGCAGGGGGACAGAGCGCUGGGUCAGGGGGACGGUCCCCUGGGGCAGGGGGACAGAGCGCUGGGUCAGGGGGACGGGGACGGUCCCCUGGGGCAGGGGGACAGAGCGCUGGGUCAGGGGGACGGGGACGGUCCCCUGGGUCAGGGGGACAGAGCGCUGGGUCAGGGGCUAAGUGACAGACCCCCAGGUCACAGGGACGUGGACAGACCCCCGGGUCAGGGGGACGGACUCUUGGGCCAGGGGGAGAGUGACAGACCCUUGAGUCAUGGAGACAGAGACAGACCCCAAGGGGAGGGGGACAGACCCCAGGGUCAAGUGGAGGGGGAGGAGAGAGCCCUGAGUGAGGGGGAGACACACCCAGGUGAGGGGGAGAGAGAGGAGACACCCCCAGGUCAGGGGGAGACGGCCCGGGUUGGGAAGGUUCAUGGGGAAUGCAAUCCGUGCCAUGGGGAGGGAGACCUGAAUGCGGGAGAAAUGAACCUCAACCAGGGAGAGGUGCCGCUGAGCCAGGAAAGCAAGGAGGAUAUAGAUAGUGAGCAAGAUUCUGUCUCUCCAAACCUGAGUCAUCCAGGGCCAAGCUGCCUACGGAGGGGCCACAGGGUAAACCGAAUCCGGAAUGGCAGUGGAUCCCCUGUUGGAAGCCCCAGGUUGAGGAGACGCCAAUUCUUGACAGUUCCACACGACUCAGAACGAGCUUCCAGUGGAGCAAGUGAUGGAUACACCAGCUCGGAGCAUGAGGACUGGAGUUCAGAUUAUAAUUACGCAGACGCCUUUGAUGGAGAGACUGCAGAUGAAUCGAAAGCUGCGCAGGAAGCUUCCGAAGCAAUGCCAUAUAUUGAUGAAUCUCCCACAAUGUCACCACACCUCAGUUCCAGAGCCAAGGAAACACACAACACAGAUACGACAAUGGCAGCAAUGAGUGAGGUGGACCCAGAAAAGAGGUUGGAGAUGAGGAAUUUUGUACUGUCUGGGAUCCUGGCAAGUGAGGAGAUCUACUUGAAUCAGCUGGAGGCCCUACUUCUGCCACUGAGGCCACUAAAAGCUGCUGCUACCACCUCACAGCCAGUUCUGACCAAUCAGCAAAUUGAGACCAUCUUCUACAAGGUGCAGGAAAUUCAUCAAAUUCAUCGAGAAUUCUGUGACAGCCUGUGUCCCAAAAUCGAGAACUGGGAUUCCCAGCAUUCUGUGGGACACCUCUUCCAGAAGCUGGCUGAAGGUCUCGGGGUGUACCAGGCGUUCGUGGGGAAUUAUAAACUUGCUGUGGAGACGGUUGAGAGAUGUAGUUUGGCUAACAACAAUUUCAGGAAGAUCUCGGAGGAUCUGAAAGUGAAAAGCCCCAAGGAUUCUAAGGAAUGUUCCACCUCUGUCACAUUGGAAGCCCUGCUCUACAAGCCAAUCGACCGAGUGACUCGAAGCACCCUAGUGCUGCAUGAUCUCCUGAAGCACACCCCCACACAGCAUCCUGACUACCCCUUGCUGCAGGAUGCUCUCCGAAUCUCACAGAAUUUCCUGUCCAGCAUUAACGAGGAAAUCUCUGAUCGGCACGCACACGUGACACUGGCAAAGGGAGAGAAUCGGCAGCUCGUGCGAGAUGGGUUCAUUGUUGAAGUUUCAGAGGGAACCAGGAAGCUACGACACGUUUUCCUCUUCACUGAUCUCCUGCUGUGCGGCAAACUGAAAAAACAGGCAGUUGGGAAACACCAGCAGUACGAUUGUAAGUGGUACAUUCCCCUGGCUGACCUCAUCUUCCUGUCUGCUGAGGAUUUGGAGCCAAGCCCGCAGGUUCACAUUGUCCCUGAGCACGAGCUGGAGGAAAUGAAGAUGAAGAUAUCUCACACCAAGAAUGAAAUCCAGAGAGAAAAGAAAUCUCCGAAGGGUCAGAUCCGGGUUGUGGAGCGCCUGAAGAAGAAGUUGUGUGAACAGGAAUCCUGGCUCCUCCUGCACUCUCCCACUAUUCCCUUCCGGAUCCACAACAAGAAUGGAAAGAGUUUCUUGUUUCUGCUGUCUUCAGAUUACGAACGCAGUGAGUGGCGAGAGGCAAUUGAGAGACUCCAGAAGAAAGACCUGCAGGGUUUUGUGCUCAGUUCCCUGGAGUUACAGAUGCUGACCGGUGCGUGUGUGAAGCUGAGGACCGUCCACAAUAUUCCUGUCACCAGCAAUAAAGAGGAUGAUGAGCCAAGUGGUCUGAAUGGUUUUCUCAAUGUCAUCGUCCACUCAGCGAAGGGCUUCGAUACCCCAGCCAGUUUAUACUGUACACUUGAAGUCGAUUCCUUUGGUUAUUUUGUCAGUAAAGCAAAGACCAGAGUUUUCAGGGACACAACAGAGCCACACUGGAACGAGGAGUUUGAGAUUGAGUUGGAAGGUUCCCAGACAUUGCGGAUCCUUUGUUACGAGAAGUUGUACGACAAAAUCAAACUGAAUAAAGACGACAAUGAAAUUGUGGAUAAAAUCAUGGGCAAGGGGCAGAUACAGCUGGACACACGGACGGCCCAAAGCAGGAACUGGCAGAAUGCAGUCAUCGAAAUGAAUGGGAUUGAUGUGGAGUUAUCGAUGAAAUUCACCAGCCGUGAUCUGAGUCUGAAACGAACCCCAUCAAAGAAGCAGAGUGGAGUGUUUGGUGUGAAAAUUAAUGUUGUUACAAAGAGGGAACGCUCAAAGGUUCCCUAUAUCGUCCGUCAGUGCAUCGAAGAGGUGGAAAAACGAGGGAUUGAGGAAGUGGGAAUCUAUCGGGUGUCUGGAGUAGCCACAGACAUUCAGACCCUGAAAUCUGCCUUCGACCUGAAUACCAAGGAUGUGCUGGUGAUGUUAAGUGACAUGGACAUAAAUGCCAUCGCCGGAACGCUGAAGCUAUAUUUUAGAGAAUUACCGGAACCACUUCUUACUGACAGGCUGUACCCAGCAUUUGUGGAAGGGAUCGCGUUGUCAGACCCGGCCGCGAAGGAAAAUUGUAUGUUACACUUACUACGUUCACUGCCAGAGCCCAACGUCAGCACACUGCUCUUCCUGCUGGAUCAUCUGAAAAGGGUUGCAGAGAAGGAACCUGUGAAUAAAAUGUCUGUACACAACCUGGCAACAGUGUUUGGUCCCACCCUGCUCAGACCAUCAGAGACAGAACACAAAGUACACACCAACAUUGUGUCCGAUAUCUGGUCUCACGAAGUCAUGGCACAGGUACAACACAUUCAGCCCUGCACAGCGUUAGGGCUCGGACACCUAUGGGCAGGGCCAUGUGGGAGGGCAGCAGGUUCCAGGCUCAGCCAGUCUUACUGGAAGGGGGUGGUCUGA
Stegostoma tigrinum is the source of this 3722-nucleotide messenger RNA. RefSeq names its product ABR activator of RhoGEF and GTPase (gene abr). Gene Ontology annotation, biological process: positive regulation of GTPase activity; protein phosphorylation; intracellular signal transduction. The coding region runs from base 60 to 3722 and encodes 1220 amino acids. Gene Ontology annotation, molecular function: guanyl-nucleotide exchange factor activity; GTPase activator activity; protein serine/threonine kinase activity. Gene Ontology annotation, cellular component: membrane. The transcript is spliced from 22 exons. The record is from RefSeq and is a predicted model, not a curated record. NCBI's taxonomy places the organism in Eukaryota, Metazoa, Chordata, Chondrichthyes, Orectolobiformes, Stegostomatidae.